AUGCCGGACGACGGAUGGGCUUCAAUCUACAGCACCGACAAGGACUCACUACAGAAAGAUAACGUAUCCAUCCUCACGGAUGAAGUGCCUCUCCACAGGGACACCGAGUCCGUAUACGCACUCCCUGAAGCAGAGAAGGAGAAGGAGAAUUCACCUUAUGAGGAGGUCAGAGCGGCUGUCCCCAACUACGAUGAGGACUUGCCAGCCAACACAAUUCGAGCCUGGGUCCUGGGUCUACUGCUGUCCGUCUUUGGAGCAGCUGUCAACACUAUCUUUUCUCUCCGAAACCCUGUCAUUGGCGUUGGUGUCAUCGUCGCUCAACUCAUCGCGUACGUGCUCGGAAAUGCUUGGGCCAGGUUCAUUCCCUCCAAGCAGUACACCACAUAUGGCAUCAAAUGGAACCUCAACCCGGGACCCUUCAACGUUAAAGAGCAUGCCAUCAUCGUCGUCAUGGCCAACGUGUCCUUCGGCACCGCGUACGCCACGGAUAUCAUUCUGGCUCAGAAGGUCUUCUACAAGCAGGAUUUCGGAAUCGCAUUCCAGCUGCUUCUGACCAUUACAACAUCAAGCGUCGGAUAUGGUAUCGCUGGUAUCCUGCGCCGUUUCCUGGUGUACCCGGCAGCUAUGAUCUGGCCGAGCAAUCUGGUCAGCGUUAGCCUGCUGCAUGCGAUGCAUGAGAAGGAAGAGGAUCUCGACCCUACCGUUUUUGGCGGGAAUAUGUCGAAGUACAAGUGGUUCGGUGUCAUCUUCUUGGUGUCUUAUAUCUACUACUGGAUUCCUGGGUUUCUCGCACAGUUCCUAAGCAUCUUCGUAUUCAUGACCUGGGCCUUCCCGCAAAGCCCUGUUGUGAACCAAGUUUUUGGAGGCACCACAGGUCUGGGUCUGCUACCAUUGACCUUUGACUGGACUACAAUAACUGGUUUCACUGGAAAUCCAAUGAUUCCACCAUGGCAUGCAAUUGCAAACACAUUAAGCGGCAUCUUUAUUUUCUACAUUAUCGGAUCGCUCGGUCUCCACUACAGCGGCGCAUGGUAUGCGAAGUUCCUCCCAAUGAGCGAUUCUACAACAUACGACAACACAGGUCUGAGCUAUAAUACGUCGCGCGUUACGACGCCCCAGCUCACGCUCAACGAAGCGGCGUACAAGGGAUACUCUCCGCUCUUUCUAUCUACGACCUUUUCCUUGAGCUAUGGCUUAUCCUUCGCAACAAUCGCAUCAGUCGUUGUCUACACGCACCUCAAUUACCGCCACCUCAUCGUUAGUCAGUUCAAGAACUCGAAGAGUGAGAAAGCAGAUAUCCAUAUGAGGCUCAUGUCAAAAUAUAAGGAAGUACCGGAGUGGUGGUACGGAGCGCUUUUCCUGCUGAUGUUUGCUCUGUCUCUAGUUGUCGUCCUCGCCUACCCGACAGAGUUCACGUGGUGGGCGUUCCUGAUUUCGAUCAUCUUUGCUACCGUCAUGUCGCUCCCAAUUGGCAUCAUCCAGGCCAUUACGAACUUGCAGAUUGGACUGAAUGUCAUUACGGAGUUUAUCAUGGGGUACAUGCAGCCCGGCAAGCCUUUGGCGCUCAUGAUGUUCAAGACUUAUGGCUACAUCACGGCAAGUAGCGCACUGGGAUUCGUUGGGGACCUAAAAUUUGGCCACUACAUGAAAAUCCCUCCGCGAACCAUGUUCACAGCCCAAGUCGUGGCGACCACGCUCUCGUGCUUUGUUCAAAUCGGCAUGUUGAACUUCUCUCUAAACAACAUCGAAGGCAUCUGCACCCUCGAGCAGAAACAACGUUUCUCCUGUCCUGGUGGUCGAGUCUUCUACUCCGCAUCUAUCAUCUGGGGUCUCCUUGGCCCGCAGCGCAUGUUCAGCCCGGGCCAAAUCUACGCCGCCCUCCUAUUCUUCUUCCCCGCCGGCGCCAUCAUUACCGUCAUCAUUCACUUCGCCGGCAAGAGAAUCCGUCCUCUUCGCUUCGCCAUGACGCCUCUCAUCUUCGGCGGCGGCCAGGGUAUCCCGCCGGCGAGCCCGCUCAACUACAUGACCUGGGGCAUUGUCGGGUUCAUCUUCCAGAAGUAUGUGAGGACCAGGCACUUUAGGUGGUGGUCCAGGUUGAAUUAUCUGACUGCUGUGGGGUUGGAUACGGGGCUGGCGAUUAGUACGCUGACGAUUUUCUUUAUUUUUACGAUUAAUCGGAUUGACCCGCCACAGUGGUGGGGCAAUACUGUCAUGGCCACGACGAUGGAUAAUCAGAACACCGCUAUCCAAAGCCCGGUUCCCGAGGGUCAGACUUUUGGGCCCAAGGUCUGGUGA
Trematosphaeria pertusa is the source of this 2295-nucleotide messenger RNA. RefSeq names its product small oligopeptide transporter. Lineage: Eukaryota; Fungi; Ascomycota; Dothideomycetes; Pleosporales; Trematosphaeriaceae. Gene Ontology annotation, biological process: transmembrane transport. The transcript is spliced from 8 exons. Gene Ontology annotation, molecular function: oligopeptide transmembrane transporter activity. The coding region runs from base 1 to 2295 and encodes 764 amino acids. The record is from RefSeq and is a predicted model, not a curated record.